AUGGCAACUGAACUCCCCACCACAAACGGCCACAGCGCACAGGAUGGCGAGAACAACUUUGCCGUCAAGGCCGGUCUGGCACGCAUGUUGAAGGGCGGAGUCAUCAUGGACGUUGUCAACGCUGAGCAAGCGCGGAUAGCAGAAGAAGCUGGUGCUUCAGCCGUCAUGGCCCUUGAGCGCGUGCCCGCAGACAUUCGAUCCCAGGGCGGUGUCGCACGUAUGAGCGACCCCAAGAUGAUCAAGGAGAUCAUGGACACAGUCACAAUCCCCGUCAUGGCCAAGGCGCGAAUUGGACACUUUGUCGAAUGCCAGAUCCUCGAAGCCCUAGGCGUUGACUACAUUGACGAAUCCGAAGUCCUUACCCCCGCCGACGCUAUUCACCACGUCUCCAAGCACCCCUUCCGCAUUCCCUUCGUCUGCGGCUGCCGGGGUCUCGGCGAAGCCCUUCGCCGCAUCUCGGAAGGUGCAGCCAUGAUCCGCACAAAGGGCGAAGCCGGAACCGGCGACGUCAUUGAGGCCGUCCGCCACAUGCGUACCGUAAACAGCGAGAUUGCCCGCGCAAAGAGCAUGUCAGAGGAGGAGCUCCGUGUCUACGCAAAGGAGCUUCAGGUCGAUUAUGCGCUGCUCAAGGAGACAGCUAAGCUUGGUCGUCUGCCUGUUGUCAACUUUGCGGCGGGUGGUGUUGCAACACCCGCUGAUGCUGCGUUGAUGAUGCAGUUGGGUUGCGAUGGUGUCUUUGUUGGUAGCGGUAUCUUCAAGUCUGGAGACGCAGCCAAGAGGGCCAAGGCCAUCGUACAGGCUGUUACUCACUACAAAGACCCCAAGGUGCUCAUGGAAGUCAGCAUGGAUUUGGGUGAGGCCAUGGUUGGUAUCAACUGCGGUACAAUGGGCGAGGAGGAGAAGCUUGCUAAGAGGGGAUGGUAG
This is a messenger RNA of Alternaria burnsii, 924 nucleotides long. Its product is annotated as vitamin b6 biosynthesis protein. The coding region runs from base 1 to 924 and encodes 307 amino acids. Gene Ontology annotation, molecular function: amine-lyase activity. The transcript is spliced from 3 exons. The record is from RefSeq and is a predicted model, not a curated record. Gene Ontology annotation, biological process: pyridoxine biosynthetic process; pyridoxal 5'-phosphate biosynthetic process; amino acid metabolic process. Lineage: Eukaryota; Fungi; Ascomycota; Dothideomycetes; Pleosporales; Pleosporaceae.